Molecule: messenger RNA, 3693 nt
Organism: Peniophora sp. CBMAI 1063
Lineage: Eukaryota; Fungi; Basidiomycota; Agaricomycetes; Russulales; Peniophoraceae
Source: the annotation of a GenBank genome assembly
AUGGAACUGGACGAUACGCCGUCUUCGUCGCAGCUGGCCGCACAGACCAGUCCAGAUGGUCCCUCCUCGCCGCCUGUAUUUUUUGGACCCGUGACUUCACCAGAGAAACGGUAUGCGGCUGGACUUCCAACCCGCACUCCGCCACCGCCAUCGCCUGUCAGGCGCUCGUUGCGACUGUCUCUCGCGCCUCCGCUCUUAUUCCCUUCCACUCCGAUGCGUGCUGUGAGCGAAGAAGAAGUCUCAGAGGUCGAGAAUUUCUUGGAGAUUGAAGCCUUGAAGGCGAGCGAGGCGGAGGAAGGAUCUUCAGGUGAGGAUAGGAAUGCCAUGCUGGACGACGAACCGGAACCAUCUUCUGCCCUGGCGGAGAAGAUCUCUCGAGCACACGACAACCCUUCGCCGCCUCCCAAGUUCUCACUCUUGCCGCCGGAACAUCCAUCAUCAGCCGAGCAGGAACCGCGGGCGUCGAGCUCCAAGCUAAUAGACAUCUCGUUCGAGGUCGCUUCGCCAGCUCCUCAGAGGUCCCAUGGAAGCGACUUGUUGGCGCUGGUCUCGCCCUUCAAGGUCACCACGCCGCCACCCCCUUCAAGUCCGAAUGCAGUCAACUCGGACACAGAUCUCAUCUCAUUCGACGACUCGCUUGAAGUGCCUGGAGCACCCGCGCCAGAUGUACAAGAGGCGAUUCCAACUGUCGUCACUGUGGAGGACGAUGAACCUAUGGAAAGCCCCGUCGAACCGGUUGCAGCAACCCAUACAGCACCCUCUACCCCACCUCCACCGACAACCACCCAGUACCUCGACAUAACUACACCAACGCCGCGUCGGCGAUCGCCUCGUCUCUCAAAGGCGCCCGCGACGUUGAAUGAACCUCCACGCCCGAGUUCGCCGUCACCAUCCGUCGCCGUGCCACUCGCGAUAGCACCAGUCCCUGUAGCCACUACGCCGCCUCCCCAAGCCUCUUCGAGCACUCAGAUUCCUUCGCCACGGCGUUCUGCCUCUCCGCGCCGCCACCAAGCCUUGCAACAGACAGAGCGUCUUGCCUCGCUCUCGCCCACCACUACGGGUCUUUUAUCGAACUUGAUGGAGAACGUGACUCCCAAUCCAUUCAAUACGCCGUCUGUUGUUCGGCGACCUGCGUCCAACGCACCCAUGGAACACUCACCCUCGCCUCCGCGCCGCCCUGUACAACUGCAACGACCACCCAGUGCAUCUCCUGAGAAAUCGGCGAGACCAACUAUGCCGCCCUCACCCGCGAAACGCGUGCCUAUAUUCAAGCCUCCAUCGUCAGGCUCAGGCUCUUUCUCACACAUACCUGCCGCAUCUGCCUCCCACAGUCCACCACGUCGCGUUCCAAUUGCCUCUUCACCAUCGAAACCGUUGGGUUCUUUUACGAAGUCCAUAGGCACGCCACAGCGCGUACCACGCCCGCGUGCCGGCUCAGCAGAACCAACUGGCUCUAUAUCCCCGCGCAAGCCUCCCAUGCUCACAUUUCGGCCUCCGUCGCGAGCCGCAAGUGACAGCGCAGUGUCUGAAGGCGGGAAGACCACGGGUAUCAAAGAAUUACCGUUCCCCUUGCGGGCAGCUACGAUACCUGAGGAAAACGAGGCGCCUCCAGGUGUCGAAGACGCGCUUCUGGCGCCAUCUGAGGACAGCAUGCACGGUGCUACGUCCCUGGAAACGGAAGCGCCGCCGCUAUUGUCGGAAGGAGGCAUGAAACCCGCCUCGAACGUUAUCAAAUCCCCACCGCCAGCCGGGCCGACUGCAGGGAAGACGAAGAGUAAUCUACGGCAACCCAGUACUCUUGCAAGCAGCCGGAUCCCACGCAAGCCUUACGCCCGACCUGCUUCGGCGGAUAAGGAUAAGGCGAAAGCGAAGGAGUCCGGGCCCGCUGUGGCCACUACUGCUGCAUCCAGAGCUCGGAGUAAAGAACCUGCCGCAGGACCGUCAACGACAGUACGCUCCAAUGUACGCGCUGCCAGGAAUCCGGUUGUCUCCAAGCCCAUCGCGUCGAAGGAACCCGAAGUCAUAGAGGUUUCCUCUGACGAUGCCCCAUCGUCAGGUCCGGAGAAGGUUGCACCCGCCAAGGUGCCCGUGAAGGGCAGGCUUGUGAAGCCAAUCUCAAGGGAGAAGGGUGUGGAGAAGGACAAAGCAAAGGCAAAGGAGACGAGACCAACAACGAUACGCCGUGCUGCAGCUCCAGCGCAAGCACGUCUGGUCAGGUCAACAGGUGUCAACAGGACCGAUAGCGAGAGCUCCUCAUCCGAUGCUGCUGCCUCAGGACAGGCUGCCAGAACCAUGAGUCCGCUCAAACGGAAGCGCUCCGACGAUGGUUCUCCCUCCGGCGCUCAAGCCUAUGUACUCCUGGGCUCGCGUACGGCUUCUGGAGGUGGUCCACAGACGAUGCGCAAAGUUGUCAAACAGACUGCCCCCGCACCAGCGCCGUCGCCGUCUCCCAAUCCUACCCCAGUACCAACCGCGGCACCAUCGAGUCCAGAGAAGAAGGCUCGCGGCGGACCUGCGCGCAAGGUUGCCCCCGCGACGCGUCGCGCGGCUGCAAGCAAGUCUGGUCCUGCUCGUUCUGCAUUGCCGAGACUCGUGAAAUCGCCCACUCCAGAUCCACCGGCUCCGGUGAAUCUUAUGGACGCUCUGACCAGUCAGAGGCAAGAUUCCCCGCCUCCGGCUACUGACGGAGACGUGCAGCAUCCUAUCAUUGUCGUGGAUACACCCUCCUCCCCAGCUCAUCACGCGACUCCGAUACAAGGUGUCAUUCAAGAUACCAUUCAAGAGGUCGUUACUCCAGUACCAGAACCAGCUCCUACACCAAUACCCGCAUCCACACCCGUCCCUCCACCAUCGCCUUCGCCAGCGCCCGAACUUGCUGGAGGACGCCGCACCCGCUCAGGACGCACAACGAACGACGUCUUCGGUCCGAUUGUCCGACGUGGUGUGGCUGAUGGCGGACCCUUUGCGAGCAUGUCCGCUACAGCUCUACGCGCGCUGACUACCGUGAAUACAACCCGGAAUCAGAACUACGGUGUCGCAGUACUGGCCACUGAAGUUGUGCGCAAGCAAGGCCCUCGUCCAGAGAGUCCUCAGACGAAGGUUCGAAGUCUGGAGGAGAAGCGAAAGGAGGCUGCGCAACGUGGUCGGAGCGAAAGGGCGGCGAGAAGGGCAAGAAGGCAGAGCGGAGAGGAUAGCACAGAUGACGAAGGCGGCGCUGACGGCGCAGAGGAGCAGUCAUGGGCCGCUGAGAGGCAUCGACUUGGUGCUGGAGAUGAUGAGGAGUAUGUUACCCCCGAGAAGGCUCGGCCGGCGAAGAGGCUAAAGUUCGACGGCACGGAUUCAAAUGAAGCGGCGCAAGUGAACGUGAAGCGCGAGAGACGAGUUCGAUGGGACAAGGGAUUGUUCAGCACAUUUUACUUUGACGACACACCCGGCCCACUGGUACUCCCGUCCCGUGCCGCGUCGGCUGCUACAUUCCCCAAGCCGAAGGGCGGCCUCGCGGGCAGUGCGCGUGCCCUACGACUGGACGGACUAGGCAAUGCACUCUCGGAGAGCCCACUCAAAGGCCUGGAGCCUGAGAACGUCGUCGUGAAGAAAUUUGUCUACGAUGAUGACGAGGGUGCAGAGCCGAUAGUGCAGGUCGAGCCUGUGGAGACGAAGGGGAAGGGAAAGAGGCGGUCGUCCAGAUCUUGA